This is a messenger RNA of Bombyx mandarina (wild silkworm), 3117 nucleotides long. RefSeq names its product lysosomal alpha-mannosidase. Gene Ontology annotation, cellular component: lysosome. Gene Ontology annotation, biological process: mannose metabolic process. The record is from RefSeq and is a predicted model, not a curated record. Gene Ontology annotation, molecular function: alpha-mannosidase activity; carbohydrate binding. Lineage: Eukaryota; Metazoa; Arthropoda; Insecta; Lepidoptera; Bombycidae.
AUGACAAUUAUGAUGAUCAUGAUCAUGAUGCCGACGAUGGUGAUGAUGAUGAUCAUGAUGCCGACGAUGCAAUGCCCUCAGACAAGAGAAGGUGCCUUGAAUGUCCAUCUGAUACCACAUUCGCACAUGGACGCCGGCUGGGUCAAGACCUUCGACGAAUACUACUAUGGAACCAAAACAUCAAUUAGUACGGCAAACGUUCAAUUGAUAUACCACUCCGUUAUUUCUGAAUUGCUGUAUGAUAAAAAAAGAAAAUUCACCUUCUCCGAAACGUCGUAUUUCUGGCGCUGGUGGAAAGAACAGCGUCCUAUAACGAGGUCCACCUUCCGUAGCCUCGUGCAGGAAGGUCGCGUGGAGUUCGCCGGAGGAGGCUGGGUCCAGAACGACGAAGCGACUUCCGAUUAUCUCCAGAUCAUUGACCAAUAUACUUGGGGAUUGAGGAAACUGAACGACACUUUAGGCCUGUGUGGUAAGCCUAAAGCGGCUUGGCAGAUUGACACAUAUGGCCACACCAGGGAACAGGCAUCUUUACUGGCACAAAUGGGCUUUGAUGGCUUAUUUAUCGGUCGGGUCGAUCACAAAGAAAGAGAAUCUAUGAUCGAAGAGGAUAGAAUGGAAUUCAUUUGGCGUGGUAGCGACGUAUUAGGUAAAAUGUCUGAUAUAAUGACCCACACGUUAUUCAAUCUCUACAAUCCUCCUGAAGGAUUUUGCUUUGACAUACUGUGCAAUGACGAACCCAUCGUCGACGAUCCUGACAGCAAGUCGUACAACGCUGAUACACGAGUAAACGACUUUAUCGUUCAAAUAGAGAGACAAGCGAAAUAUUAUGAUCACGACAAUAUCUUGGUCACUGCCGGAGGUGACUUCACAUAUCAAAGCGCUGCAAAUUGGUUCAUUAAUAUGGAUAAAUUGAUUAAUCAUGUGAACACUCAUCCGGUCAAUCUGUCGGACGUGAAUAUAUUCUAUUCGUCUCCCUCCUGCUACUUGAAGGCCAUAUACCUACACGGACGCAGAGAUAAAGCCGUAUUCACCGAAAGGUCAGACCAUAUGCCUUAUGGAAGCGAUUCAUCUACCUACUGGUCGGGCUACUACUCCUCAAGGCCAAGCUUUAAAUACUUCAUUAGGAAGGCACAUGUGUUUCUGCAGGUCGCGAAGCAAGUAACAGUCCUUGCCCGUAUGGGGGAUUCGUACGAACUACACCUUCUGAGGCACGCUGUCAACCUGGUGGUACACCAUGACGCUAUAACUGGUACAAGUCAGCAGCACGUCACAAACGACUUCCUGAGAAUUUUAAGCGAAGCCGUCGAUGCUUGCACCAAUAAAGUGUCAUACUUACUCAGCAACUUAACUCCGACUUGGGGCGCGGGCAGACGGUCGAAAAACAGCCAGCACUUCACCGUGUGCCAUCAGCUAAACAUCAGCCAAUGUCGAUUCACGGAGACUCAAGAAAGCAUGGUCCUGCUAAUUUACAAUCCGCUAAGCGUCAAGGUCUAUCACCACUUGUGCUUUCCCGUCAAAGCUCUCCACUUCACCAUAAGAGAUUUUAAUGACGAAGAUAUAGAGUAUCAACUAGUGCCUCUUCCGGCUGCAGUACUAAGUCUUACUGGGCGAACGUCUUCAGCGAUCCAGGAGCUGUGUUUUGAAGCAGAGAACAUUCCACCCCUAGGGUACACUUCAUAUUACCUCACGCUUGUCCGUAAUCAACUGGAAGAAAACGAAUACGCCAAGAAAUCAGCUAAGGGCCACGUCGAGGCGGAACAAGAGGUCGCUACUUCUAUAUCCAAUGAGUAUCUCAAAAUCUCGAUCGAACAAUCCACUGGUCUGCUGUCUUCCAUCCAACACGUUGAUGGGGUAUCAAUAGCUGUAUCUCAGAACUUCCACUACUACGGUCAGGGUAAGAGCAGUCAGCAGUCCGGAGCCUAUAGCUUCAGGCCAGAGACGCAGCGACCAGUGCCGGUCACCGACAAGGCCACUUACAACGUGGUACGAGGUACGCUGAUAAAAGAGAUCAGACAAAGAUUCAAUGAUUGGGUGUCCCAGGUCAUAAGAUUGUACCGUGGCGAGGAGUUCAUUGAGCUUGAGUGGAUUAUAGGCCCGGUUCCUGUAGGGACUGACUUGGGAAAAGAAGUCGUGAUGCUGUUCUCAACUAACAUCAGCAACAGCGGAGAAUUCUUCACCGAUUCCAACUCGCGACAGAUGAUGAAACGGACCUGUUGGAACGAGACGACUAGCCAACAGCAAAAGAAGAGUAUCGCGUCAUGCUAUUACCCGGUGACGUCAAGAAUAUGUAUUCGCUGCGCAAACAGCAGCAUUGAAAUGUGCGUUUUAAAUGACCGAGCCCAAGGCGGUACUUCAUAUAACGACGGAGAAAUCGAACUAAUGAUACAUAGAAGACUUCUAACAGAUGACGGGUUCGGCUUGGAAGAGAAUCUCAACGAGGAAUCUUACGGCAGAGGACUGGUCGUUAGAGGGAAACACAGAAUUCUGUUCGGAACUUCAGACAAGAACGUAAGUGAUUCUAUUGAAAAUGUGUACCGUUUCAGCCCUAUUCCCAUAAGAAAAGCGGUUUUAAUUGCCUUACAUUUGGCGCUGACAACUUCAACACCCCUAGUUGAAGAGCUAUCGUUCUCGGAGAGAGUAUCUCAAGCAGCCAGGCGCUGGAGAUAUGAACCCUGGUUGUUCUUUGCGCCUGGAGAGAAGAUUAGCAGGAGAAAAUGGCAGAAUGUUAGAAAUAAACGUUACUCAUUGCUGAGAAUGCGAGGCUUACCACGACAUAUCCACAUCCUCACCCUGGAGCCGUGGAAAUCUGGGAGCGUUCUGUUGAGGCUCGAAAACGUUUUGGAAGAAUCCAGAGAUCACCUCAACCCUGAGAACCCCGAGAGGACCACGAGAGCCUCCCACAUAACUGUCGACCUACGCAAAUUAUUCGCCGUCCCAAUCAAAUUGGCGAGGGAGACGACCCUCGCGGCGAAUCAGUGGCUGGACGACGCAAGACAGAUGGAUUGGAGCACUAGGUAUGUCUACAGCGGAUCUGAUGAUGGAGUUACUCACGAAGAUGGAGUGACCGAAGACUAUGAUAACAAACAAACAUACCAGACGGACGCUGGGAACAGAUAA